Messenger RNA from Trifolium pratense (red clover), 1148 nucleotides. RefSeq lists its product as uncharacterized. Bases 153 to 833 code for a protein of 226 amino acids. The transcript has 3 exons. NCBI's taxonomy places the organism in Eukaryota, Viridiplantae, Streptophyta, Magnoliopsida, Fabales, Fabaceae. The record is from RefSeq and is a predicted model, not a curated record.
GUGGCUUUUGUCCCCUCCACAAACUGUAUUAUUUGGCCACGUCACAAGGAUUUUUUUUCAUCGGAAUUGUGAUAUUUUUUUUUUUGUCUAAGUAGUUUUUGUCACAAGGUAUAUCUUAUCUACGUGAUUCAUACCUUUUCCCAAAUUCAGCAAUGGCUUCUUCUACUACCGCAGAACAACGCAUUUGUUUCUGUUUCGGUCUCUUCUUCCUCUUCCUUCACCUCUCAAUCUCAACCACCACAGACAACCCAGUUCCAGCGGCAUGGCCAGAACAGUUCCACUCAGUUCUAUUCAUAAACAGAAGCGGCAAUCUUCAAAAAACUGACUUAUGGUACGAUUGGCCAAAUGGACGCAACUUCAACAUCAUUCAGCAUCAGCUUGGUGUUCUCAAAUAUGACCUUGAAUGGAACAAUGGCACUUCCUUUUACUACACUCUAGACCCUUUUAACCACACUUGUAAAAUCCUUCAUUUUGAUGUGGGUAUUCUACGACCCAAUUGGCUUGAUGGUGCUAAUUAUUUAGGUCAACAAUAUGUUGAUAAUUUUCUAUGUAAUGUUUGGGAGAAAGUUGAUUUUAUUUGGUACUUUGAGGAUGUUAUCACUAAAAGACCUGUUAAGUGGAUCUUCUACUCCGGAAUGAUUUCUCAUGUGAUGACAUUUGAGGUUGGGGCAGUGCUGGAUGAUGCACAUUGGCAGGCUCCUGUCUAUUGUUUUAGUGAGGCUGAGCCUGAACCGCAGAUGCUCGCCAGAAAGAGCAGCUUUUUAUCAUUAGAUUUAGAACCUGCUGCUGUUCUUGGUGGUUUUCGUGGGACAUUAAUGAGUGACAUGAGAUAGACCGCCCAGCAAUAGCGUACGAUUUAUAAUUGUGAGGUCCAAAACAUUGACUACUUUUUGGAAUGGCUUUCUAUCGAUGUCUGCACAAACAUUUCUUUCUGCAAUAGAUGAUUGCAAAUAGAACCAACAUCAUAGUUAAAGUUUGCAUCAAUCUCAAGUUUCAAUUAGAUUUUUCUCCCUGAAAAACCCCUUUUAUAUAACCACAAUGUGUGAUUCUAUUAUUAUCAGAGGCAAUCUAGUAUCUUACUAGUAGUGACUUAUUAUAUAACCUUGAUCUUUAUGGAUUUAUAUAAUAGAAUAUCCAUCUUUUUUAAA